AGAGCCAUAAAGAGGCGGGCACGGCGCGAGCGGGACCGUUAAACGGGCGGCGGCGGGGGCGAGGUGUGGAGCGCGGGAGGGAAGCGGCUGCGGCUGGCCCUGAGGGGGCCCUCCCGUGACCGGGGUCGGUGUCGGGCGCGCAGCAGGGGCCAUGGGCGAGCAGAAGGCGGUGAUCAAGGACACGGACAUGGCGGAGGAGAUGCAGCAGCAGGCCGUGCAGUGCGCCCUGCGCUCCCUGGAGGAGCAGGGCGUGGAGUUCGACGUGGCGGCGCGCAUCAAGAGGGAGUUUGACAGGAAAUACAACCCCACGUGGCACUGCGUUGUGGGCAGGGAUUUUUCCAGCUGUGUCACUCACGAGACCAAUCACUUCAUCUUCGUCUACCUGGGUCACCUCGCUGUGCUGCUCUUCAAGUGCGGCUAGAGCCGCGCACCGCUCCCCCGGCUGUCCUCUCGUGACCCAGCUGCUGCGUGCUGACCCACAGCCCGGCGCCUGCGGCCUUACCGAGGAAGCAGAUCUUGGGCUUCAGGGGUGACAGCAGGGAUUGUGUUGUGGUGAUGGGUUUUCUUAUUGUAUCUGAGGGGAAGAUAGCAAAAAUAACCAUUCCUUGUGUUAAUUUUUUUUUCCUCACAGUUUCUUUGCCGAUAAAAAAUGUUGUUCUGCCUUUGAGAGUUUUAUGACUGCUUUAUCUCUUUCAUCUCUUUCUCUA
This is a messenger RNA of Anas platyrhynchos (mallard), 707 nucleotides long. RefSeq names its product dynein light chain 1, cytoplasmic-like. Lineage: Eukaryota; Metazoa; Chordata; Aves; Anseriformes; Anatidae. The record is from RefSeq and is a predicted model, not a curated record. Gene Ontology annotation, biological process: intraciliary retrograde transport; motile cilium assembly. Gene Ontology annotation, cellular component: cytoplasmic dynein complex. Gene Ontology annotation, molecular function: dynein intermediate chain binding.